AUGAAUAAGGCCUCUGCUCGUAACACAUUAGAGACCUAUCCUCCUGCCUCUAUAGACACUCCAUUAGCUAACACUGCUCAAUGUGAUGCCUCUUCCACCUCUUCCAACUCUCAAUAUGGGAAAGGUGGUCAUAGUGGUCGCGGUGGGCGUGGACAAGUUCGUCGUGGUGGCCGUGGUGGCUGCUUUCCACAACCAGUGAUUUUAAGUGUUCCGGCCUUGGCUUCAAAUACAAGUUGCAAUUUUCCAGCAAUCUUCAACUUUGGGGACUCAAAUACUGAUACAGGAGCUGAUUCUGCUGCCUUCUCUCUUGUCACCCCACCCUAUGGGGAGUACUUUUUUCACAUGCCUGCUGGAAGACCUUCAGAUGGAAGGCUUACCAUUGAUUUCAUGGCUGAAAGAUUCAGAUUACCUAACCUCAGCGCAUAUCUCGAUUCAUUGGGAACUAACUUCAGCCAUGGUGCUAAUUUCGCGGUAUCGGGGGCAACAAUCAGGCCGUCGGAUAGAAGCCGAAUUGGGAGAGGACCCAGCCCCUUCUACUUGGAUGUGCAAGUCUCCCAUACUGGUGGAAUCUACACAAAUUUGUUACCCAAGGAGGAGUUUUUUGGUCAAGCUUUGUACACAUUUGAUAUUGGUCAAAAUGAUAUCGGUUUGGGUUUAUUCAGCAACCAAUCUUUAGCGAAAAUCAAAGCUGACAUUCCUGAUGUAAUUAGCAAGCUCUCCAUGAAUAUUCAGGCAGUGUAUGGUUUAGGAGGGAGAUCAUUCUGGAUCCAUAACACAGGUCCUAUUGGCUGUUUUGCAUAUAUCCUUACAAACUUUCCAGUGUGUAAUGCAUCUGACAUAGAUAAAGCUGGUUGUGCAACUCCUUAUAAUGAGGUAUCACAAUACUUCAAUCAGAAGUUGAAGGAAGCUGUUGUGAAAAUAAGAAAGCAACUUCCCUUGGCUGCCAUCACAUAUGUGGACAUUUACUCUGUCAAGUACCUCCUUAUGAGCCAACCUCAGGACUUUGGAUUUCAGCAACCACUGGUAGCUUGUUGUGGCUUUGGAGGAAAAUAUAACUUCAGCAAUACCGCACGAUGUGGGCAGACAGUAGUUGUGGAUGGGAAACGAACAUUCAUAGGAUCUUGCGCAAACCCUUCUGUUAGAGUUAACUGGGAUGGAAGCCAUUUAACUGAGGCAGCUAAUAAAUUUAUUGUCGAUAAAAUUGUGACUGGAAAAUUUUCAGACCCACCAAUCUCUUUACAAAAUGCAUGCAAUAGGGAUGCAUCUUCUGCAUAAUCAGAUUACCCUGGAUAGCUAGAGUUUGAUCUAUCUAUUGUUUGUAAUCUGUAUUGAUAAUAUGUCAUGAAAUAAUAAAGUCUUUUAUUUUUACCCUUUAAUUAA
Molecule: messenger RNA, 1380 nt
Organism: Macadamia integrifolia
Lineage: Eukaryota; Viridiplantae; Streptophyta; Magnoliopsida; Proteales; Proteaceae
Product: esterase-like
Exons: 7
Coding region: 1-1275 (424 amino acids)
Molecular function (GO): hydrolase activity, acting on ester bonds
Source: RefSeq, a predicted model, not a curated record